AUGGCGCAGCCUCCGCAAUCCAGCCUGUCGUUGCGUACAUCGCCGAGGGAUCAGUGCCUGGCCAUGGCUCGUGUCGCUGUGCUGUCGCUGGCGGUGCUGUGCGUGUGUGUGAGUGUGUGGGCAAAGGACUUGCGCCCCAACGAGGAUGACAAAGUGACGAGGGACUUGGCGGUGGCCGCGGUGGCCGGCGGCGACCUGGAGGCCGCGGCCAGCCACCACGAGCACGCGCACGCCAGCGGCGGCGGCGAGAAGCACGUCGAGGAGCACCACAAGAAGGCCGGCAGCAAGAAGGAGAAGGCCUCCAAGAAGAAGAGCCACCACGCCCACGGCGACGCGGGCAAAGCGGGCAGCGAGCACCACCAGGCCGACUACAAGAAGAGCAACGGCCACAAGAAGAAGCACCACGACGAGGCCGAGAAGUACGGCGAGCACCACAAGGGCGAGAAGGGCCACAAGGGCGCCAAGUACGGCGAGAAGGGCGGCCACAAGAAGGGACAUAAGACCAAGGGCUACCACAACAAGUUCCACAAGGACGAGUACCACAAGGAGCACAAGUUCUACGACGACUUCCACAAGGGCGGCCACCACAAGAAGCACGGCGACUUCCACGGCCACCACGAGAAGAAGGAGGGCCACCACAAGAAGGGCGGCCACCACAAGUCGGGCUACGUGGAGGACCACAAGGGCAAGAAGGGCCACGUGGACAAGGGUCACUACGACGACGAGCACAAGGGCGUGAAGGGCGCCAAGGGCCACGAGGAGCACCACGCGCACAAGGAGCACUACGGCAAGAAGGGCGGCAAGGAGGGCGGCAAGAAGUGGGGCUACAAGAAGGGCCACCACUGACGACCGGCCUCACCGGCCUGACGCUCCAGGUCAGAGGCCACCGCGGCGCAGCUUCCACCGCGGACAGUCGCUCCCUUUCAUGCUUCGUUUCGUCUCUAAAGUGCACGCACCUAUCGGUGCUCUGACGACCGGCGUCGCAAAAACAGCCUCGGUUUCGGUGGCCAUUCCAUUCCCUUUCGUAACGUCGCCAUCUCAUUGGCCGCGUCGACGCCUUCUCGCUUCGGCUCGCCUCGGUUGACAGUGGCGAGUGAAAGCCCCUCUCAUUAAGCCCGUUUGCUCACCGCCGCCUGCUGCUGGCUGCUGCCCGCUGCGCCUUUCCGCGCCGCUGCCUUCAUCCCGUCGACACCGAA
Messenger RNA from Thrips palmi, 1196 nucleotides. RefSeq names its product histidine-rich glycoprotein-like. Bases 1 to 846 code for a protein of 281 amino acids. The record is from RefSeq and is a predicted model, not a curated record. The transcript has 2 exons. Lineage: Eukaryota; Metazoa; Arthropoda; Insecta; Thysanoptera; Thripidae.